ACUUUUACAGUUCGUACAUGGCUGCUUUCACUCUGUCUCCAUUCAUUUAUAACUCUGUCCUAAUCAUUUUAUCUGUUUAACGCAUUAAUGUUUUAAAGACAUUUUUUGGGGGGGGGGUUAGGAAAAAGCAAUUAUUUACUUCACAGAAAAUAUUUCAAUUAAUUUCUGCUGUAUUAAUGCACACAUAUAAACUCUAACUUCAUGAGCAUCAAAACCAUUUCAGGAUAUUCCCAGUUUGACCACUAAACCAGUAAGACCAAAGAUUCCUAAGUGCCUGGUUUGGUUUUAAUUUGGGAAAAAAUCUAAAGCCAAAGCAGAAACUAGUCUGGUUCAGACCAGAGUCUGGCUCCAUAUAUGCUGUUUUGUUUUAUUGCUUUAUUUUCAGCCACUUUUGCUGCUUAUUACUUCACUGCUUAACAGAGGAGUAAUGAAGGGUAAUGCAAAUGUCAGUUGACCAUUUGUAUCUGAUAUCAUUUCACAGGAAUGAGGAAGCAGACACACUGGACUGAGGUCAUACUGUACAUCACUAGGUCAUGAUGUCAUCCAUUAAGUAUGUUACUCCACUGCUGCAGAAACAGAGCUUUGCUGACCUAUUACCACCUGCUUCUUGGUCCAGUAAUCACCCCCUCAUUGUGUUUAUGUUGGACCUGGUAUGGGUUUUCAUGAUUCGGACCUCUUGUCCUGCUGGGUUCUGUUUUUUUCUCUUACAUGUAGUCUGCAGUUUUGUAAACCUGUUGUUUACUGUUUAAGUUGUUCAUUAAAAAUUCAGUUCAUUAUGAUUACAACUGCUCUUCUCUGGACGUGGGUCCAAUUCCUGAAAAUAUCACAACAGACAAACAUGUCUUCUUUUAUUCGUCAGAAUGCUGUGUAAUGUUUAUUCCUGUUGUUAGCAUUUCAGAACCUCUUUCAUGUGGAUGCCCACAGCACAGCUGCCAGUCAAUUAUGGUGGAACUGACAGUUGGAGCAUGACAGAGGUUCAACUGGAAAUUCAGGUUCAACCUAGACAUACAUCUUUGGUGCCUCUUUAGCAGAAAUAUUUGUGGCAUUUGGUUCUGAAUAUGUGCCAAACAGAAAGACAGUAAAGACAUGCUGUCUUUACUGCCAGUAAAGACAGUAAAGACAGUCUUUACAGCUGAGAGUUUAGCCGGUUUGGUUUCAGAACGAGCCGUUGGACAUGAACACAGGCAGCUUCUGACAAUCUACCAAAAGGUGACCUGCUCAGGGUGUGCCCUGCCUCUCACUCAACGCUGGAGACAGGCAGCACCCCUCCAUAACCCAGCAAAAUAAGUAAUAAUGGACACUCUACAACGUAUCUUUGGCCUAUGCAAAACCAUCUACGAGAGGGCCGAAAAUGCAAAGGCCAACAAAGAUCGCUGUCAACGAGUCGCCCAAAGAGUUCAAGCCCUGGAGAGACUUGUUAAAGCCAUUGAAGAAAAGGGACCUGGUCAAAUCUCUUCUGCAGUUCAACAAUCUCUGAAUGAACUCUGCGUUACACUGGUGUCUGCAGAGCAACUAAUGAGAAAAUUCUACAAAUCCAAUGCUAUUGAAGGCUUUGUUAAGUCUAGCUCUAAUGAGGAUAAGUUCAGUAAGAUUAACGAUAAACUAAAUGACAAUUUCCAGGUCCUGUCAGGAGCACUGCAGAUUGAGCAGAGGGAUAUGUUAAUUUCGCUCUGCUCAAGCAAGAGGAGUGUUAAUGAAGGUAAUGGCCCUGCACAGACAUCUCCAUUGCCAUUCCCAAUGCCAGAGCCCUGGCAUGCAACAUCAGUGUUUUCUCCUGUUGCUCAGCCACAUCAUACAGUACCAAUGUCUCCUCAAUCACCACCAUUCAGCCCCACAGCACCGUGUCCUCUCCAAACACCACAGUUCAGACCUCCAGCACCUUUGCCUCCCCAAACACAACAGUUCAGACCUCCAGCAUGUUUGCCUCCCCAAACACAACAGUUCAGACCUCCAGCAUGUUUGCCUUCCCAGACACAACAGUUCAGACCUCCAGCACCUUUGCCUCCCCAAACACAACAGUUCAGACCUCCAGCACCUUUGCCUUCCCAGACACAACAGUUCAGACCUCCAGCACCUUUGCCUCCCCAAACACAACAGUUCAGACCUCCAGCACCUUUGCCUUCCCAGACACAACAGUUCAGACCUCCAGCACCUUUGCCUCCCCAAACACAACAGUUCAGACCUCCAGCACCUUUGCCUCCCCAAACACAACAGUUCAGACCUCCAGCACAUUUGCCUCCCCAAACACAACAGUUCAGACCUCCAGCACCUUUGCCUCCCCAAACACAACAGUUCAGACCUCCAGCACAUUUGCCUCCCCAGACACCACAGUGCAGACCUCCAGCACCUUUGCCUCCCCAGACACCACAAUUCAGGCCUCCAGCACCUUUCAUACCCACAACACCCACUGUUCCUCCCACCAUUCAAAGGUCUAACCCUACAACUGCUGUGCCAGCCCCACACAUCCUGUCUCCCAUGUCAGGGCCCAUCUCUACGGUCCCUCACCAUUUCCCUGCUUCAGUUCCAGCCCAUCUCCUUAAUCCUGGCAAUGUUGCAUCAAUGUCUGGCCCUGCUGUAAUGAACAUUACCAUACAAAGCACCACAGUUGUGACACAUUAUUCAGGCAACAACCCUGGUUUUCAGUAAUUUGCAGUCCGAAAUACUAAAUGGACACAACUUGCGUACCAGCCCCUUGAUGCACUUUUACACUAUGAGUCACACUUAUGUUCACAUUUAUACAUUCAUGCACAGAAUUGGUUGGUAACUUGAAUUUCAGUGCCUUGCCUCUGUUGUAUGAAAGGGGCAGUGUUAUAUAAAAUGAACAUUUUUGAGCUUUACGUCACAUUAUAAUGUUAUUAAUAUUAUUUUCUCAUCAAAAACAUACUUGGAGUGUUGAAUUGAUUCUUUCAUGCAUGUUUGAGAAAUAUUUUAGUCUAUUGUGGCAAACAUUUAGCGGUGCCAAACGCCUGUUAUAUGAUGGUGAAGUUGGACCUACCACCGCCUUCGAGACACAGCUCCUCCUAGGAGCUUCAGUUUCCAAGCAUCUGAGCUUCUGUCUCAGAGCAGCACCAUCCCCCCUCCAUUCUAUGUAAUUCUGUAUAUACUCUAACAAACUCAACCUAGUAGAAGUAACUUUUUAACUCUAUUAAUGGAUCCAUUAUAUGUGUAUAUGCUGCUGUCUUUUCCAGAUAACUUACUGAUUUUAUAUUAUCAUUAUUAUUAUUGUUAUUAUUCAAUUGUUUUAAUUUCUUAAUCCACUGAUGAUAAUGUCAGUGUUAUUUAAUUCAGUUCACUAUCAUUGCUUACACACACAUGGUCAUGCAUGUUCCAUUACUAACCCACAGUACUUCUUUUCUUUUUCACUAAUGUACUGUUACUAUGUAUCUUGUACUGUGAUGAAUAAUGGAAAAAUGAACGAAUUAAAAAAUGCAAGUCAUUUUUUGACCUGCACCAAUGGCUUCCAUAUAAUUCUCUGCUGUUUUAU
This is a messenger RNA of Xiphophorus maculatus (southern platyfish), 3484 nucleotides long. RefSeq names its product vegetative cell wall protein gp1-like. NCBI's taxonomy places the organism in Eukaryota, Metazoa, Chordata, Actinopteri, Cyprinodontiformes, Poeciliidae. The transcript is spliced from 3 exons. Bases 1294 to 2646 code for a protein of 450 amino acids. Gene Ontology annotation, biological process: cell surface receptor signaling pathway. The record is from RefSeq and is a predicted model, not a curated record.